Anopheles marshallii is the source of this 801-nucleotide messenger RNA. It is a transcript of the gene asrij, whose product is annotated as OCIA domain-containing protein 1. The record is from RefSeq and is a predicted model, not a curated record. The transcript has 5 exons. The coding region runs from base 1 to 801 and encodes 266 amino acids. Gene Ontology annotation, cellular component: endosome. Lineage: Eukaryota; Metazoa; Arthropoda; Insecta; Diptera; Culicidae.
AUGCAACAAAACGACCAAUUGCAGCAACCCGAUGACUCGCAGAGAAAUGCACUGAAUUAUCAGUUUUCCCCGGAAGAGUUGCGAGUCCUGCGUGAAUGUAAUCGUGAAUCCUUCUUUCAACGAUCUCUUCCGUUGGGGACGGUUAUGGGAAUUGGCGCAUGGUACGCGGUGCAUAAUAAGUUUCUAAAGCCAAGUGUGCGGUUCGGACCUGCCCCAAAGAUAUUGGUUGGCGUUACGCUUGGAUACUUCAUCGGAAAGAUAAGUUACCAGAGCAAAUGCGCCGAAAAGAUUUUGCAGCUGCCCAACUCUCGAUUGGCUGAUUUGAUGCGUCAACGUCGUCAGGAAACAACGGGAAUGGCCGAUAAGUUUCUUCCUGAUCAAGGAUUCGGUGCUUCAAGCAUGCUGACGCCGUUUGAAACAAGCCCGGCACGUGAACGACAGGCUGACGAGUCAUUCCUGAGUAACGGUUCGCUGAACCUGUACUACGAUGGUCCGCAAUACUCUGGACUUGAUGAUAGUGGUCGACCAACUGUUGAUUCUACCACCAAUUUCGAAGAGGAUCUUCAGCUGCCACUCGCACCGAAGGCAUCCAAAAGCUACGAGGAACUGCGACGUCAGAAUCGCGAAGAAUACCUCAAGCGCCAGCAGCAACCGUACCGUCCGGCAACGGUUCUUGAAGAUAGCCCACCAAUUCGACGCGAAACAGCAGAACGACGUGGUGGUAUGACUUCAGAGGAAGCUGCGAUGCCUCCAGGUCCACCACCCGUUAAAAACAAGUACGGCGAUGCUUGGUCACAAUAG